UGCCCACGGCUUUGACCCGUGUGCACAGCGCUCACGCACGCGCACUUACGUGCAUACCGCUAAUCGCGCUGUACCGUUUUUCCAGUUUUUCUGAGAGCGGCCGAUCUGACCCCGCGGUCCGGGAUGUCCGAGCUGCCCGCAGACAGCAGUGUCCCACCGAAGGGCGCGGCGAAUGACAACGGCGACGUCCCGCAGGCGGAGGUAGGCGGCGGGAGGCGGGAGCCGGCCCCAGCGCAGCCUGUGGAGGCCAGGGACUGUCCGAGGGCGGAUGCCAGGGAAGGUCCGACGGCGGCGGCCAGGGAAGCUCGGAUUGCAGAGGUUGCCCGAUUGUUGGCGGAGCCAGCAGAGGAAGAGGGUCCCGAGGGCAGACGCCGGUCCAGGCCCGGGAACAGCCCAGGCCUGGCUGCGUUGCCGUAUCUCCGCCUCCGUCACCCACUUGGCGUUUUAGGAAUUAAUUAUCAGCAGCUCCUCCGCCACUAUCUGGAACACUACCCGAUUGCUCCCGGCAGAAUUCAGGAGCUUGAAGGACGCCGCAGGAGAUUUGUGGAAGCCUGCAGAGCAAGGGAAGCAGUGUUUGAUGCCGAAUAUCAGAGGAAUCCUCAGAGGAUGGAUUUUGAUAUUUUAACAUUUAGUAUAACUCUGACUGCAUCUGAAAUUAUCAAUCCUCUGAUAGAAGAACUUGGUUGUGAUAAGUUUAUCGGUAGAGAAUAGUUUAGUGAUGAAACUACUUCAAGAACCUCUGCGUUCAAUACAGUCAUACCAAUCCUGUAACUUGAUUUUUAAAAGUCAAAGUAUUUGAGAAUAAGGCAAGGCACAGUUGAAAAAGAAAAGGAAGCUUAUCAAGAAAAACCAUCAGAAAAUAAAUAUAAAAAAAUAAAAACCGUUAUGACUCCUCUAA
Molecule: messenger RNA, 898 nt
Organism: Physeter macrocephalus (sperm whale)
Lineage: Eukaryota; Metazoa; Chordata; Mammalia; Artiodactyla; Physeteridae
Product: EP300-interacting inhibitor of differentiation 2
Exons: 1
Coding region: 124-711 (195 amino acids)
Biological process (GO): negative regulation of DNA-templated transcription
Cellular component (GO): nucleoplasm
Molecular function (GO): transcription corepressor activity
Source: RefSeq, a predicted model, not a curated record